AUGUGGAUUCUGAUGAACAAGGCAGGGGUGGGUAGGGCUGGGUCUCUUAUGAUCACCAACCAAGGGCUCUCAGAAGGCAGUCAACGGAAACACGGACCACAUCACAGAAAGACAGAGGCAGACCUUGCUGCUUCGAACGAGCUCACUUCUAGGACAAACUGACAGUCUCUUUGCCGGCGUUCACGGGAACCAUGGAGGAUGACUACGUCGACCCUGUGUUCUUCAACACUUCCAAUGACAGCAGCCAGGGGCACGAGGGCUUCCUGGAGUUCCGCAAGUUCUUUCUGCCCUCCGUGUACCUGGUGGUGUUCGUCUGCGGCCUGCUGGGGAACUCGCUGGUGCUGACCGUGUACAUCUCCUACCAGAAGCUGAAGAGUCUGACCGACGUGUUCCUGAUAAACCUGCCCUUGGCUGACCUGGUGUUCGUCUGCACUCUGCCCUUCUGGGCCUACGCCAGCAUCCACGAGUGGGUCUUCGGCAAGGUCAUGUGUAAGACCCUGCUGGGCAUCUACACCUUGAACUUCUACACGUCCAUGCUCAUUCUCACCUGCAUCACCAUGGACCGCUUCGUUGCGGUGGUUCGGGCCACCAAGGCCUACAAGCAGCAGGCCAGGAGGAUGGCCUGGGGCAAGGCCAUGUGCUUGCUCAUCUGGGUGGUCUCCCUGCUGGUUUCCCUGCCGCAGAUCAUCUACGGCAACGUCCAUGACUUCGACAAGCUUGUCUGUGGCUAUCAAAAUGAAGAGAUUUCCGCUGUAGUUCUCGCCGCCCAGAUGACGCUGGGGUUCUUCUUGCCCCUGCUCGCCAUGAUGGUGUGCUACUCGGUCAUCAUCAAGACCCUGCUUCACGCCCGAGGCUUCCGGAAGCACAAGUCCCUGAAGAUCAUCUUCCUGGUGGUGGCCGUGUUCCUACUGACCCAGACGCCCUUCAACCUCGUGAGGCUCAUCCGCAGCACGAACUGGGAGUACUCCACCAUGACCAGCUUCCAUUACGCCGUCCUCAUCACAGAGGCCGUCGCCUACCUGCGGGCCUGCCUUAACCCUGUGCUCUAUGCCUUUGUUGGCCUGAAGUUUCGGAGAAACUUCUGGAAACUCAUGAGGGACAUUGGCUGCCUCCCUUACCUGGGGGUCUCAGGUCCGUGGAAGUCUUCCGAGGAGGCUUCCAAGACCUGUUCUGCCUCUCACAACGUGGAGGCCACCAGCAUGUUCCAGCUGUAGGCCUUGCCCGGGCCCGGAGAGCUGCUCGGGAGCACGGCUGUGCGCUCUGGGUGCAAUGAGGAAGGCUUUGUUUAUGGCUCGUGUUCUCGUGUGUUCUCAUGGAGUUUAUGGCUCGUGCGUUCUCAUGGAGAAGUCACCGAACCCUGCAGCUGGUGUGGGACGCUGCUUCCCGGGCAUGAACACAUUCCGCUUUCCUUUAGACCCCCAGGCCUGAAGCUCAGUGUGUGUUGGGGGGAAGCUCUAAAAACCGGAAGGGCUUUCCCUCCUCUAUGCCCAAGAACGCUGGCUCCAAGGGAAUAUUGUGUGAGCCUUAAGACCUCAGGUUCUCCUUCAUGG
Messenger RNA from Neogale vison (American mink), 1550 nucleotides. It is a transcript of the gene CXCR6, whose product is annotated as C-X-C motif chemokine receptor 6. Gene Ontology annotation, biological process: chemotaxis; immune response; inflammatory response. Gene Ontology annotation, cellular component: membrane. The transcript is spliced from 2 exons. Lineage: Eukaryota; Metazoa; Chordata; Mammalia; Carnivora; Mustelidae. The coding region runs from base 192 to 1214 and encodes 340 amino acids. The record is from RefSeq and is a predicted model, not a curated record. Gene Ontology annotation, molecular function: C-X-C chemokine receptor activity; coreceptor activity.